AUGAAUACAUCGCAGAUGAACUCGCUGAUAGAUUCGUCUAUCAUGUCAAAUGAAUCGAGCCAGCAAUCAAUGCUUACUGAGAACCCACUGGUCAAGUUCUGGCAGACGAAUAACUAUAAAAAUUCGAUUACUAGUCCCAUUCAUCUCCAGAGUCCGACCAAUUUCCAAACGGGGACGUUUCAGACCCAGCCUGCCAAUGUUGAACCCAUUAGUAAUAAUAACUCGAUGAAUGUGAAUGCACCAAGCUACGUUCCUUACAAUUACAACAACAAUUACCAGCACUAUGAUAAGUAUUACAAUAAUCAGAGUUGUGAACUUUAUGAUAGGUCGUCGUUGCAGAAUUUUGCAAUCAAUACCAAUAAAAAGGACAAGAUACAGGAGGAACUCGAGAGAACAAAGGUUGAUUUAGUGAUCAAGAACCAACUAAUUAAGAAUCUUUCAGACCAAUUGAAUACGCUCAAUAAGUUGAAGAAUGUGAAACAUAGUACCGGCAACAGCUUCAAAGUUCCUCAGAAUUAUUACGAGCUAUUUAAGGAUUUGACGAAGACCUUGAAAGACAAGACUGUUGAGCUUGAAGAAACCAAAGAAAGGUUGGAAUCGAUUGUUGUGGCAUUAUCUAUGAACAACCAUCGUUCGUUGCUGGUUAAUGGCGAGUUUGACGAACAGGAAUUGGCGCAUAAAAUUAUCAAUAAGCUCUCAUUGUUACAAAAUGAAAAUGAGAAUUUGUUGAAGAUGAUUAGCUCGAGUAAUAAACUGAGCCUAAUAAUAGAAUUGGGACUCUUGAAGAAUGAAAAUUGCCAACUCAAAGAAAAAUUGAAGAAUUUUGAAAAGUAA
Messenger RNA from Debaryomyces tyrocola, 834 nucleotides. The record is from the annotation of a GenBank genome assembly. NCBI's taxonomy places the organism in Eukaryota, Fungi, Ascomycota, Pichiomycetes, Serinales, Debaryomycetaceae.